This is a messenger RNA of Melampsora larici-populina 98AG31, 1290 nucleotides long. RefSeq lists its product as uncharacterized. The record is from RefSeq and is a predicted model, not a curated record. The transcript has 3 exons. The coding region runs from base 1 to 1290 and encodes 429 amino acids. Lineage: Eukaryota; Fungi; Basidiomycota; Pucciniomycetes; Pucciniales; Melampsoraceae.
AUGAUCAGUAUCAAGAAUGUUUGCUGCUAUCAGUUUGUUCAAGAAGCAAAGCGAGUCGCUGGCCAAGGAAUUAUUCUGCAAUGUCUCAUCGACUCAUGUCCCGGCAGAUAUAUCACUAUCUUAGACUCUUUCGAUCACUCUUACUUAGAACCUGAGGUGGUAUCAAACCUACUCGAUCUGCGCUUGAUCGGUAAGGCGUGGGCAAUCGCGGUGAUUCCGCACGUUUACAGGAGCAUUCGGUUAACAUCGCAUUUCAUGAUCAACACAUUAUCAAGACGCUUAGACGACUCCUUCUUGGUCUCAAACAUGGCGAGGUUCCGUGCAUUAUCAUUUGAUUGCUUAUUAUAUCCUGAUAUUGAUGUGAUUUCAACCCGGGCGAAUCAUUUAAAGCCGACCCUCGGUUCACGACUUGAUCCAAGGAACCAUCUGAUCAACACCAAUUCUUCUUUGAUGCGGCACGUGGCGAACAUCAUCCAGGUAUCUGCACCCACUUUAACUGAUCAAUCAUUCAGGUUCAAGGGAACAGUGGGAUUCAGAUCAGGAAUAAUAGCCGCUGUGCAUCAGGUUCAUAAUCUCGAGGUGUUGAACAUUAUUGGAUUGACUGCAAGUAACAUGUCGGACAACUCAAACUCAUUGAAGAGUUUACUGGAUGCAACAGUCAAUCUACGAUCAAUGUCACUACAGAUAGGCUCAAUGGACCGAUUAGACCUGGCUCGCGGAUCACUAUCUCAGCUUGAACAUCUGGCGGCGUCAUGUAGUCCUGCUAAUUACGAUGCCAUUGUGGGUGUUUGCGAGAACCAAGGUACAAACAUCAAAUGUCUCGAAUACAAACAUAAUUUCCAUAAUCACGAGACUGCUUUAAUGAUUCUGGCGGUUCGACAAUCAGUCGAAGUUCUGUUGACCGACGUUACUCCUGGCUCUAAUCCUAUCAACGUUCACGAUCUGGACUUUCCCAAUCUUCGAAUCAUUCGUCUUACGUGUUCAAACACCAUGGGAAAGGACCUCAAUUGGCUACAUUCAAAGUUCUUUGAACAUAUGCAAGUACUGGUCACUGGGUAUCAUAUUUCCGUUGGUUAUUGGCGCAGGGUGUUGAAAUGCAAGUACAGUACCUCGGUGACAUUACCUGUCAAUUUCAAGCAUAUCGUCUUCCUGACAUACGAUGGCAGAACAAAGGAUCCAGCGAUAGUGAAGUGCUUCAAAGAAUAUAACAUAACAUGCCAUUUCAGUUAUGUAGGUGGUUAUCAUGAGCUGUUGGAUAUAUUGAGGAGCUCUGGUAAUCAGGAUGACUAA